AUGUUCAUUUAUGCACAGGGUGGACUGUUUUUCUCGUCCACAUCGGAAAGUUUGGAUUCCACCUCAACCUUUCCAACACCUGCCGCACCAGGCAAGACAGGAAACGAACCGCUCACAGUAAAGAAACCAAGCUCCACGAUAAACAAUACGUCUGACGGCAGCUCCGAAAAAGAUUCGGAAGAUAAUUCCCGUCGUCAGGAUGAUGAAGCCGAACAGCAACAAGCCACAGAAUGUCCAAACAAUCGGGUUAUGAGUCGAAGAGCACCGAACAUAAGUCAGUUGCCACCGUCCAAUUCCGCGGCAAGUCUGUCACUGUCUUACAGUAGCAGUCCGCCGAUCAGCUUCCCGGAUUCCCUGUCUACGCCGAAAUCGUGUUACAUCUAUCGGAUCCUGUUCAACUCGGUACCCAACACUCUUGCACAAAAUACUGCCCAACCGGAAACCGGAAACCAGCGUAAACAUCGCGUAGCAUGA
Molecule: messenger RNA, 474 nt
Organism: Echinostoma caproni
Lineage: Eukaryota; Metazoa; Platyhelminthes; Trematoda; Plagiorchiida; Echinostomatidae
Source: the annotation of a GenBank genome assembly